This is a messenger RNA of Cercocebus atys (sooty mangabey), 3577 nucleotides long. RefSeq names its product putative POM121-like protein 1. The record is from RefSeq and is a predicted model, not a curated record. Lineage: Eukaryota; Metazoa; Chordata; Mammalia; Primates; Cercopithecidae.
UGCAAUGGUGUAAUCUCAGUUCACUACAAUCUCCACUUCAGCGGGAGAGCAGGAACCUUCAGUGAUCCACUAGCGGAUCUGCAGCCACUGUGGGCGCUUGUUCUUCCUGCGACCUUUGUGCGGGAGUCUCUCCUUCCACUACCUAUUGCGAACCCACCCCCCACGUCCGCCUCGCGCCAUUGCCAGCAGGUAUCUUGCAGAGGUACCUUGCCGCGCUAAUCCGUUAAGGUCACUCUGUCACUCGCGGCAUUCUGUGCACGCCACCCACUCCCUCAGGUUUAAAAGAUGCGUUGCCUGGCAACCAGCAGGUGCCUUUCCCGCCGGAAUCUUGCCAGGCUAAUCCGUUAAGGUCGCUCUAUUACUCGCGGCGUUCUGUGCACGCGCACCCACUCCCUCAGGUUUAAAAGGCGCGUUGCCCGGCAACAGAAGAACUGCUCGCUUAGCCUUCGGCCGAGUUGGCAGCUCGACGAGGACCUCAGAGCCCAGCUCUCGAGAGUUCAAGCGUUGGACGGUUCCCCACUGCCCCCAGGAGCGGUUACCUGGGCACUCUGUGCCCCUUAUUCCUGUCCCGGCCUGCGGCUGAGGACCUGCCAGUAGGGCUCAGUUGCCUGGAGCCCGUUCAGCCCAUCCCCCAGUUCACUUUGCUUGUGGGAUCUCCCCGUUGCUCCUGUCGCUGGACGGAGUGGCAGGCCAUCCUACAAGCACCCGGACACUUGGCAUCAGUGGUGUCAAGACAACUCCAAGAAGGUUUUCCGUGAUCCUUCAAGCCCUGUGUUCCUUCCUGGUGAUCCUGCCUUCAAUUUGAUUGUACAGGUACCACAGCAAGCCAGUGCUGUGUGCUCCAAAUUCCAGGGCGUCCUGCAGCUCAGCCCCUGCACUGAGCACAAGGAAUCUCUGUGGGGCCAGGAGCAGGGAGUCACCCCUUUGGGGCCCACAACACCUGGCUGUCCCCAGACUCGUGUCCAGGGAAGAUCGUGUUGAGGGGACCUCAAGGAGAGCGGGGCAGGGAUGCCUGAGCAGGACAAGGACCCCAGAGUCCAAGAGAAUCCUGAUGAUCAGAGAAGGGUCCCCAUGGUCACCGGGGAUGCACGGUCUGCAUUUCAGCCCCUGCGGGACAAUGGAGGCCUCUCUCCCUUUGUGCCCAGGCCUGGGCCACUGCAGAGAGACCUCCAUGCCCAGAGGUCAGAAGUCAGAUAUAAGCAGACAUCCCAGACCUCCUGGACGAGCUCGUGCACCAAACAAAAUGCCAUCUCGGGCUCCUACAGCUCCACGGGAGGCUUCCCGUGGCUAAAGCGGAGGAGGAUGGGGGAGCCAGCCUCAUCCCACUGUCAGCUGACCCUCAGUUCCUCAAAGACAGUGAGUGAGGCCAGGCCUCAGGCUGUCCCUUCAGGUCACACCCAGCGUGAAAAGGCAGCGGAUACAACACCAGGGCAGACACUCACCCCCAGGACUGGCUCCCCCAGAUCCCAGGCCUCUAGGCCCCGCAGACGCAAGUUUCCCCUGCUGCCACGCAGGCGAGGGGAGCCUCUGAUGCUAUCCCAGGCCUCUAGGCCCCGCAGACGCAAGUUUCCCCUGCUGCCACGCAGGCGAGGGGAGCCUCUGAUGCUGCCACCUCCCUUACAGCUGGGGUUCCGGGUCACUGCUGAAGACCUGGACCUGGAGAAGGAGGCGGCGUUCCAGUGCAUCAACAGUGUACUGCGGGGUGAGGCCAAGGCCAUCUGGGACUGCAGACCCUCACGGCCUUCCCACACUUUGUCCUCACUUGCAACAGGGACUUGUGGUCUGUUUGCUGUUUCUAAAGCACCCAGGAUGGAUGCACAGCAGGAGAGAGACAAGUCCCAAGACCCCCGGGGCCCAGUGGCUCCCCUAGCAUCUGUUGCAGAGGCUCCCUCUACAGCUCCUGUGUCUGGGAAGAAGCACAGACCACCAGGCCCCCUGUUCUCCUUCUCAGAUCCCCUUCCUGCCACUUCUUCCCACUCCCAGGACUCAGCCCAGGUCACCUCGCUGAUUCCUGCCCCAUUGCCAGCUGCAAGCAUGGAUGGGGGCAUGAGAAGAGCAAGGCCUGGCACUUCUGCUCCUGCAGCUGCUGCAGCGGCCCCUCCCCCCUCCACAUUGACCCCCACGUCGGGGUCCCUACUGAGUGGAGUGGAUGGCGGCCCUUCACAUUUCCGGGCCUCAACCACAGCUGCAGCAGGUGCCCAGAGGUCAGAAGUCAGAUAUAACCAGAGAUCCCAGACCUCCUGCAUGAGCUCGUGUCCCAAACGAAAUGCCAUCUCGAGCUCCUACAGCUCCACGGGAGGCUUCCCGUGGCUAAAGCGGAGGAGGACGGAGGGGCCAGCCUCAUCCCACUGCCAGCUGACCCUCAGUUCCUCAAAGACAGUGAGUGAGGCCAGGCCUCAGGCUGCCUCUUCGGGUCACACCCAGUGUGAAAAGGUGGCAGAUACAGCACCAGGGCAGACAUUCGCCCCGAGGACUGGCUCCCCCAGAUCCCAGGCCUCUAGGCCCCGCAGACGCAAGUUUCCCCUGCUGCCACGCAGGCGAGGGGAGCCUCUGAUGCUGCCACCUCCCUUACAGCUGGGGUUCCGGGUCACUGCUGAAGACCUGGACCUGGAGAAGGAGGCGGCGUUCCAGUGCAUCAACAGUGUACUGCGGGGUGAGGCCAAGGCCAUCUGGGACUGCAGACCCUCACGGCCUUCCCACACUUUGUCUUCACUUGCAACAGGGACUUGUGGUCUGCCUGCUGUUUCUAAAGCACCCAAUAUGGAUGCACAGCAGGAGAGACACAAGUCCCAAGACUCCCGGGCCAGUGCCCCCCUAGCAUCUGCUGCAGAGGCUCCCUCUACAGCUCCUGUGUCUGGAAAGAAACACAGACCACCAGGCCCCCUGUUCUUCUCGGAUCCCCUUCCUGCCACCUCUUCCAACUCCCAGGACUCAGCCCAGGUCACCUCGCUGAUUCCUGCCCCCUUGCCAGCUGCAAGCAUGGAGGGCAGCAUGAGAAGCCCAAGGCCUGGCACUUCUGGAGCCAGUUCCAGCUCAGCAGCCACACCCACGGGCUUUGGGAGCAGAGAGGCAGCCCCAGCUCUGAGUUCCCUCAGAAGAAAACAGAGUCAGAACAGCCUCUCCCCAGUGGGGAUCGUCUUUCUCUGCCAAAGCAACAGUGGUCCCUGCCCCAACCAGACUGCCCCACUCCAUGGAGUUACGGCUGCUGCUCCAGCGUCCUAACGCUGCCCAGCUGGCACUGCCUGUGCUCACCCACACCCCCCAGGCCGGCCUUCCCUGCAGCCUGGGCUUAGCCACCUUGGCCUGAUUGAGCAUUGAGGCCUCCUGGGCACCCAGCCCCAUCACUGCACCUGCUGCUUCCAGCCCCACCCCACCGGCUCAGGGGUUCUUCCCAGCGGCGCUGAUCAUGAAAUCAACAUGCACGCAAGUCGUCUCAGGGAACUUUAUUGAAAGUGUUGGCAGUUCUUUCCCACACGGUGGUGCAUAGGUGGCUGAGCUCAGAUUGCAGCUGCUAAGACACCAGCCACUUACCGAGAGAAAGCCAGGCUGCUUCAAACCCAGGGCCUGAAGCAAAAAA